Molecule: messenger RNA, 1921 nt
Organism: Linum trigynum
Lineage: Eukaryota; Viridiplantae; Streptophyta; Magnoliopsida; Malpighiales; Linaceae
Source: the annotation of a GenBank genome assembly
GAUGCUUGCAACAAAAUGGUUGCUCAACUUUGCAACCUAACAAAUUAGUCACUUAACUUCAUCUUGUAAUAAAUUGACAACAACCUGGCUGACUCUAAUAAUCGACAAUAUUAGUGACCAAAUUAAGAAAUUUGAUAACUUCUUGUGCUACCAUUUCGAAUUUUUGCAUCAUAUACUAAUGCAAAAACCAACUUUAGUGAGUAGUGACCAUCCCUUCUCUCACAGUGACAUUAUCGAAAUAUUAUCAUAGGCGUCGACGGUGACAAUUGACAAGCCUAGAUUUCACCUCCAUUUAAAUCUCCACGAUAAGAUUUGGUUUCCAUUUCUUCUUCCGUUCGAUGCCAACAAGCCCAAUCGUUUUCGUCUCCUCCGCCGGCCUUUCUUUAUAUCUUUCCCCCCGCCAUUCCCAAUUGCUUCAUCAAACCACAUUUGUUCCAUCACACAUUACAUUAUUUCAAGUUAACAAAUAUCCCCUCACUCGAAAUUUCACUAAGAAAAAUGGGCUCCGUCCCUUCUCCGACGCGUCCUCGGUCGCGAGAUCGCCGGGCACCGGCGGCACCCUCUCAGCCGCCGCAGUCCGACCACCGCAUCUACGCCUCCUUCUGCAACGACACAACCUCCAACUGGAUCGAGUGUUACGACCCAUCAAGCAACGGGUUUACCCACAUGGGCCCGAUACCGGGGUUGGGCCCAAACUGCGUCCUAAAGGACUUUGCCAUGGUCUCGUUGGGAGAUUCGGUCUACAUCAUUGGUGGACGCGUGGUCCGCAAGGAGAGGUCCACUGUCCACCACGUGGUCGAGGACGGGACGGAUGAUGAGUUUAUCGAGGUGAACCUCGAGAUCCGGUCGUGCGUCCUGCGGUACGACGUGGGGCGCGAUCGGUGGACCCGGUGCGGGCCGUUGUCCCAACCGCGCUGCUGCUUCGCGUGUUGCGUGUGCGAUGGCAGGAUCUACGUGGCUGGAGGUAGGUUUGACGUGGCAGGCACGCACGGAGUGGCGUCCGGUGAGGUGUACGAUCCUGCGAGUGACGAGUGGAGCUCGUUGCCAGACAUGAGCGUCAUGAGGUACAAGUGUGCUGGAGUGACGUGGCAGGGGAAGAUCUAUGUGAUUGGAGGGUUCGCGUCUCGAGGAGAUCACAAUUCGGGGAAGGGGAUAGAGUCGUUCAUCGUGGAGCGGAGCUCGGCUGAGGUGUACGACACAAGGACGGGCAAGUGGCACGUGGUGGUGGGGAUGUGGCAGCUGGACGUGCCACCUAACCAGAUCGUUGCAGCCAACGAAACGUUGUUCAGCUCCGGCGACUGUUUGAAACCGUGGAAGGGACAUAUCGAGUCGUACGACGGAGACAUGAACAUGUGGAACGUUGUGGAUAAAUCGCACCUGCAAACUUGCAGUUCUCUUGUCCAGCAGUUGUACCUGACCAUGGCGUCAAUCGGGUCCCGACUCUAUUUUCUAGGUGGGUUUCAGACGCUCGAGGAGCUGCCACGUACGAUGUCUAGAGUGUGCGUGUUCGACACGUCAGCCACGAGCCGUGAAUGGACGAACAUGGAGCCCAUUGAGGAGAAAGGGAAAAAAGAGCUAUGUAGUCACUGUUGUGUGGUUCGAAUUUCUUAGAAGUCAUUUUUUGUUAAUCCUUAACAGUUAACAUUGAUGUACUUCGGUUUGAACUAUAUAUGUUUUGGUUCCACGGUUUGCAUCUAUCCCUCGAAAUAUAAACGACAAUAUUUUGUUGUGCUUUUUCUUGUUCGUUUUCGGUUAGAACUAGAAACAAACUUGGAAUUUUUUAUUCUGGAAAUGAUGUAUUACGAUAAUGUGUGUACUAAAGAUUAUGUGUAUACUAAGAAUGUGUGGUUUUAAAAAUUCAUUGUUUGGAUCUCAUAAAAGAAUGCAUGGAUUAUAAUUUAAAUGAACUAUGGAUACUCAA